GCGGGAGCGGGGCGGGGCCGGCGCGGCGCGGGACGGGACGACAAGAUGGCGUCUACGGCAGCCGGGAAGCAGCGGAUCCCCAAAGUGGCCAAGGUGAAAAACAAAGCACCCGCCGAAGUCCAGAUCACAGCGGAGCAGCUGCUAAGGGAGGCAAAGGAGAGAGAGCUCGAGCUUCUCCCACCGCCUCCUCAGCAGAAGAUCACAGAUGUCGAAGAGCUAAACGAUUACAAACUUCGGAAAAGGAAGACUUUUGAAGAUAACAUAAGAAAAAACAGAACUGUUAUCAGUAACUGGAUAAAGUACGCACAAUGGGAGGAAAGCCUAAAAGAAAUACAGAGAGCCCGUUCCAUUUACGAGCGUGCUCUAGAUGUAGACUACAGAAAUGUCACACUCUGGCUGAAAUAUGCAGAAAUGGAAAUGAAGAACCGCCAGGUUAAUCAUGCCCGGAACAUUUGGGAUCGAGCCAUUACCACCCUCCCUAGGGUGAACCAGUUCUGGUAUAAAUAUACUUACAUGGAAGAGAUGUUGGGGAAUGUUGCUGGAUCUCGUCAGGUGUUUGAACGUUGGAUGGAGUGGCAACCAGAGGAGCAAGCCUGGCAUUCCUAUAUUAACUUCGAGCUGAGAUACAAGGAGGUGGAUAGGGCACGUACCAUUUAUGAGAGAUUUGUUAUUGUUCACCCUGAUGUGAAGAACUGGAUCAAGUAUGCUCGCUUUGAAGAGAAGCAUUGUUACUUUGCUCACGCAAGGAAAGUAUAUGAGAGAGCAGUGGAGUUCUUUGGAGAAGACCAUAUGGAUGAGCACUUGUAUGUGGCUUUUGCAAAAUUUGAGGAGAACCAGAAAGAAUUUGAAAGAGUAAGGGUGAUCUACAAAUAUGCCUUGGAUAGAAUUCCAAAACAGGACGCUCAAAAUCUCUUCAAAAAUUACACCAUCUUUGAGAAGAAGUUUGGAGAUAGAAGGGGAAUUGAAGACAUCAUUGUCAGCAAGAGAAGAUUCCAGUAUGAAGAGGAGGUGAAGGCAAAUCCACAUAAUUAUGAUGCAUGGUUUGACUACUUAAGGUUAGUUGAAAGCGAUGCAGAUGCAGAGACUGUCCGAGAAGUGUAUGAAAGAGCCAUUGCCAACGUUCCUCCAAUUCAAGAGAAGAGACACUGGAAGAGAUAUAUUUAUCUUUGGAUUAACUAUGCAUUAUAUGAAGAGCUGGAAGCAAAGGAUCCAGAGCGAACCAGACAAGUUUAUCAGGCAUGUAUUGAGCUCAUUCCCCACAAGAAGUUUACAUUUGCCAAAAUAUGGCUGCUGUAUGCACAAUUUGAAAUACGACAGAAAAAUCUUCCACUUGCCAGAAGAGCUUUGGGAACAUCCAUAGGUAAAUGUCCAAAAAACAAACUUUUUAAGGGUUAUAUUGAACUGGAGUUACAACUGCGAGAAUUUGAUCGUUGCCGAAAGCUGUAUGAAAAAUUCCUGGAAUUUGCACCAGAAAACUGCACAUCAUGGAUUAAAUUUGCUGAACUGGAGACCAUCCUUGGUGAUAUUGACAGAGCCCGUGCAAUAUAUGAAUUGGCUAUUGGCCAGCCCCGGCUAGACAUGCCAGAGGUUCUUUGGAAAUCCUACAUUGACUUUGAAAUUGAGCAAGAGGAGUAUGAGAAAACAAGAAAUCUUUACCGCAGAUUACUUCAACGGACACAGCAUGUUAAGGUAUGGAUCAGCUUUGCACAGUUUGAACUAUCCGCUGGAAGGGAAGAGAGUUUGUCAAGAUGUCGGCAGAUUUAUGAAGAGGCUAAUAAGGCAAUGCGAAACUGUGAGGAGAAAGAGGAGAGAGUCAUGCUUCUGGAAUCCUGGAAGAACUUUGAAGAGGAAUUUGGAACUGAUACCACCAAAGAGAGAAUAGAAAAACUUAUGCCUGAAAAAAUAAAGAAGAGGAGAAAACUGCAGGCUGAAGAUGGGUCUGAUGCUGGCUGGGAGGAAUAUUAUGAUUAUAUUUUCCCAGAAGAUACUGCCAAUCAGCCUAAUCUCAAACUACUUGCAAUGGCUAAACUCUGGAAGAAACAGCAACAGGAGAGUGAAGCUGCAGAAAUAGAUCCAGACAAAGACAUUGAUGAAAGCCAGCCUUAAUACGUUGCCUUCCCCUGUUCCUUUUCUUGGGUGUUGUACAGUACUUUCAUUGGUGAUGAAUAAAUGUACUUGAAGGGUUUUACUAUUUUUGACUUCAGAGAAAUUCUUGUUUUGAAAAAAAAAUACUGUAUUGGAGGUGAUUCUCUUUUAUCGUGUCUUAUUUCUAGCAACUGAAAGGCAGCAUCCUGAGGGCAAGUACAGGAAUCUGCAGCAGUCUGAGAACUGUAAGUGGACAGCAGCUUUGUUUUUAGGACAAGACUGACUGUUUUCUCAGGCUCCUAGAAAACAUCACAGUACUGCACGGGGAUAUUAACUUGCCAAGACAACAGAUCUACUUUAUUUAAUGGGAAAGAUAUCUUCAGUUCAUUCUUCAUUUGAUUUUUUUUUUCCAGUAGUUCUGUAAAAUAUGUACGAUCCGGUGGAUAGUUAAAAACAGUAUAUACUAUUGAUUGCAAUCUGUUCAACUUCCUACCAAGUUCAGUUUUUAACCUAGAAAACUAUUCAGGAUGGACAAUAAUAGAAACUAACUAUACUGAAACUAACCCCUGAAAGACAAUUCUAUAGAAAUCAGUACAAAAAAAUGUAUAUACAUGUAUUACAUAAUAGAGAUAUUUAGAUAAAUAUAUUGGCAAUGUUUUUUAUAGUAAAUUAUCUAUUGGAAAUAAAGUAGAAACAGCAUAA
Molecule: messenger RNA, 2787 nt
Organism: Anas platyrhynchos (mallard)
Lineage: Eukaryota; Metazoa; Chordata; Aves; Anseriformes; Anatidae
Gene: CRNKL1
Product: crooked neck pre-mRNA splicing factor 1
Biological process (GO): spliceosomal complex assembly; mRNA splicing, via spliceosome
Cellular component (GO): precatalytic spliceosome; U2-type catalytic step 2 spliceosome; post-mRNA release spliceosomal complex
Molecular function (GO): protein binding
Source: RefSeq, a predicted model, not a curated record